UUUACGUCACAGCACUAGGAAGAGGUCGCGCGCGACCUUGUAGCAAAGCCGCGCGCAGAAAUCAGCGAAGCACCACCAUGUCGCUCCAAGCCGCAGUCUCGGGAUUACCCACCCCGGCGUUCAGCUCUGCACUGCGGCUCUCUAAAGAUCAGCUGAUGAUUGCGGUUCCUGUUGCAGUGGCCGUGGGUGCAGGAACAUACCUGCUCAUCAGGUACUUUAGCAGCCGGAGAAGUGAAGGGAAGGUUAACCUGGAAAUCAGCAAGGACAGCUCCAAGGUGGUGCACAGCUUCGACAUCGAGGACAUUGACAAGAAGGCCGUCUACUGCCGUUGCUGGAGGUCCAAGAAGUUCCCCUACUGCGAUGGCGCUCACAACAAACACAACGAGGAGACCGGAGACAACGUGGGUCCACUGAUUAUCAAGAAGAGGGAUGCCUGAGAGCCUGUUCAUCACCCUGCUGCUCCUGCUGCUGUGUGGAAUUUACUGACAAAAGGGUUGUGUAAUUUUGUUGUGUGUAUGUGUUUAGGUUGCCUCUUUAACUUCAUUAUUGCAUAAGAUAAGAAAAAGACUUUCCAGUAAAAUCCACCACUAUCAUCAUCUGCCACACUAACGAUGUGUGAAUAGAAGCAGUCGUGUGAACUGUGACAUCACCUGCUGAGAAACCACCAGGACCUUACCAGGUUUUCAGACUGUCAUUGCUGCUGUUGUCUCUCUUGCCACUGUAUCUGCCUUUAUCAUAAACUACAACAGAAUGG
Messenger RNA from Clarias gariepinus (North African catfish), 754 nucleotides. RefSeq lists its product as uncharacterized. Gene Ontology annotation, molecular function: 2 iron, 2 sulfur cluster binding. The transcript has 3 exons. Gene Ontology annotation, cellular component: intracellular membrane-bounded organelle; mitochondrial outer membrane. NCBI's taxonomy places the organism in Eukaryota, Metazoa, Chordata, Actinopteri, Siluriformes, Clariidae. Bases 78 to 437 code for a protein of 119 amino acids. Gene Ontology annotation, biological process: regulation of autophagy. The record is from RefSeq and is a predicted model, not a curated record.